Messenger RNA from Caenorhabditis remanei, 1314 nucleotides. RefSeq lists its product as uncharacterized. Lineage: Eukaryota; Metazoa; Nematoda; Chromadorea; Rhabditida; Rhabditidae. The coding region runs from base 1 to 1314 and encodes 437 amino acids. The transcript has 6 exons. The record is from RefSeq and is a predicted model, not a curated record. Gene Ontology annotation, molecular function: protein binding.
AUGUGCUUCUGGAAAAUUGGCUCAACGGUUCCAAGUUAUCCAUGUCCUCUUUGUAUCAUAAACUCUAUAGUUUUUCCGCCAAAAAAGAAACCGUUUCCACUUCUGAGACUUCCAACUAUUCCAUUGAGGCUGAUAACAAAAAUGAUGAAUGCAGAGGAGAUACUAAACCUAUCCAUGUGCUCUUAUCGAUUGGAAUUCUUUCUGAGAGCAUCCCGACAUAAGAUGGUCUUUUUCAGUGUUCAUGUCAGUCAUCAACACAUGUCAUAUUCAUUGGAAACACCCGAUACUAUGGCAAUGAGUUUCAAAAUAGGAGUAGGGAAGAAACAAGUGAAUUAUGUGGACAAGAUGGGGUUGCUGAGUGGGAGUUUGAUACAAGAGAAUGGUUUUAUUCGAUUCAAUCAACCAUUUCUACCAGACGAAAUGCUCAAAAUCUACAGAAGAAUCAUUUCACUGUACACCCCUUCAUUCAUCAGAUGGGUAUUUCAUUUCAAUGAAUUGCCAAUUGACAAUUUCUUCCGUUAUUUGAUUAAAAAUCUGACAGAGAUGAGCAACUGUGAUCAAACAAUGUGUCACAAGUUCUCACUUCAAACAGGUAGUUUAAGAAAUGAAACUUUGAUGGAGCUGAUGGAUUGGAUACCUGUGACAGCCAAAGUAGAAAUCGAUGCAGACUUGUCGUUGGAUUUUAAGCAUGCCAAUGCAUUCAAAUAUAAAACAAUCGAAUAUAAAGAAGGACGAUGGGCAACUCUCGACGACUUGAAAUCCGUGAGAAAUGAAUGGAUUGUAGAUCUGAAAUCAACUAACUUUGACUGUCAUGACAUCAAUGAAUUCCUUAAAUACUGGGUUGAUUGUGAUGAGGCAAUACUGACAAGACUGACAUUGAAACUGAAGGAAGGUACUGUAAUCGAUGAGGCUGUGCUCACUGACCAGUUGACUAUUUUACUGUAUUAUGAAGAUGAAUUGCCACAGUUCUUCAUAAAAGUGAAGAAAAUUGUAAAUGAACAACUAGUGGUCGGUCACUUUGAAACGAGUGAGAACAACAUUGUCAACUUCAAUGUGGGACCACCUAACCAGGAUCCUGGAAUAUACGAAAUUCUUGUGGCAAUGGAGAAAGUGAAGGAGUUGGAGGAAGAGUUGCUGAGAAUAGAUAGAGGAGAAGAGCCAAAUGAAGGAAUCGGAGAGAGAAACAGGAGAAAACGAGAGAUAGAGGAGAAGCUGAGAGAAGUGAGAAGACGGAUUGAUAAACUCAAUGAAUACGGUCUCAUACUAGUUCAUCUUAUGUUUGGAUGCUCUCAGGAAAUGUUCCAAUCGAUAUGA